Messenger RNA from Macrosiphum euphorbiae (potato aphid), 2376 nucleotides. The record is from the annotation of a GenBank genome assembly. Lineage: Eukaryota; Metazoa; Arthropoda; Insecta; Hemiptera; Aphididae.
AUGGCUCAGCUUUGGGACAAGUCGCAAAAACAGUGGAUAAAAAAUUUCUGGCUCAACCUCAAAAACAACAACAAAAACGCCGGCGAAAAUGUUUUGGGCCAUGUAUCCGACAUGGUAGAACUUAUCAAUGGGGAAAUGCCAAUAUUGAGUUCGUCUGGUGGAGGAGGAUCGACAGAUUUCGUUCGUGUUGGCAUUGACUGUACGCUCAGCCCGUUGAAACCAGCCACUGCUACAACGGGAACUCUACACAAUCAACAACAACAACAACAACAGCAACCGCGCCAAAAGACGGCUAUCGACGUCGCAGAAAACGCUUCCGAGGGAUCGGCGGCGGCGGCUAUCAAGCGAGUGGUGUGCAGCCCGGAUCUUCCGGUGUUCACCAUAACGCCGGUAGUCGAAGAGGCGGCCGUGAUCAUCGACUCGGCUAAGACGGCGGCCGCGGCGGGUGCGGCCGAGCCAGCUGUACUUCCGUCAUCUCAUACGGCCACCACGGCGUCUGACAAGUCUUUGCAGUGCAACGUGUGCCACAAGGUAUUCAUGCAGAAAAACGCUUUUCAAAAUCACUUGCGAUCUCACGUGAAGGACACGACGACGGACGGCCCGUUUCAGUGCAACUACUGCAGCAAGUCGUUUACGGUACCAGCUAGGUUGACCCGGCACUACCGAACUCACACCGGUGAAAAACCGUACAAAUGCGAAUAUUGUGACAAACCGUUCUCGGUCAAAGAGAACCUGAGCGUGCACCGGCGUAUCCAUACCAAGGAGAGGCCGUACAAGUGUGACGUGUGUGAGCGGGCAUUCGAGCACAGUGGAAAGUUACAUAGGCACAUGCGCAUACACACUGGUGAACGGCCGCACAAGUGUUCGUUCUGUGACAAGACGUUCAUCCAGAGCGGCCAGCUGGUCAUUCACAUACGCACUCACACGGGUGAAAAACCGUACGUGUGCAAAACUUGCGACAAGGGGUUCACGUGCUCCAAGCAGCUCAAGGUGCACACACGCACGCACACAGGCGAGAAGCCUUACUCGUGUGACAUAUGUGGAAAGUCUUUCGGCUACAACCACGUGCUCAAGCUCCACCAGGUGUCGCAUUAUGGUGAGAAAGUGUACAAGUGCACGAUUUGCAAUGGCACGUUCACGUCCAAGAAGACCAUGGAGAGCCACAUCAAGAGUCAUUCGGACAACGGCGGAAGUGGAGCGGUUUCGGCUGCCGCAGCUACCCAGGUGACCGGCAGUGCUGCUGCGGCUGCGGCCGCGGGUGCACUGGUCAUCACUGUGCAGUCUUCAUCCAAAAAAGAAGCGGCAUCCGAGGGUGAGACUUCGUCGAGCUGUGGUAGCGAUAAAGAGAACAACAAGUCGACAGUGGCUACGUCCGCUGCGGUAUUGCUUCAGCUGUCUGAUGAACCGAAACGCACCAACCUACUCCUGCAGCAGUCGACGGCAGCGACUGCCGCCGUAGUAAUGGUUCGGGAAGACGAUGGUGGUGGUGUUGGAAAAUCCGAUGAUGACGAAGAUGACGAGGACGAAGAGGACGAUGACGACGUGAUGGUGAUGGGUGCCGCUGACGUAGACACUGAACUUAACAAGCUGUGUCAGUACUUGUAUCCCAGGUUACCGGGCAGAAACCGGAAACGUAGUGAUUACGACGAUGACGAAGAUGACGAUGAAUACAAUUGCGACCAACCUCCGAGUCCAGCAAGCAGCUCUUCGGGCUCGAUGACUCUAACCAUGGACGUGUCUCCACCACCAAUGACUCGUCGACACCAAUUUCAUCAACAGCAACAGCAACAACAACAGCAACAACAACAACAACAACAGCAACAGCAGCAGCAGCAACAACAAGAACAAAAACAACAACUACAACAAAAACAACAACAACAAAAACAACAACAACAACAACAGCAAAAAUUGCAACAGCAACAACACCACAUACAGCAACUCCAACAACAACAACAACAGCAGCAGCAACUCCAACAACAACAACAGCAGCAUCAACUACACCAAGAGCAGCAGCGACAACAACAGCAACAGUCGUUCCACACGAUGCAGACUGCUGCACAACAACAGCGACAGCAGCACGUGGAUUACGUCAUGAUGAUGGCUGCCGAAGACCGCGCAGUCGUAUCGCCCGUCCGGUACACCGCCGAAGAUGAGACCGUGGAGAUGCCGCCCUUGGUGUCAUUGACCAUGGUGCCGUCGUCGCCACCACCGUCACAACCGUCGCCCGCGCAACCCAACGAUCGGGAUCACUUGAGCCUGCCACCUCGGAAACGGUCAAAAAUGAUACUCAAGUCGAUGGAGACCACCGCCAAGAAAGAGGCGCAGUGCAGCCGAUACAGUUCGGUAAUACAGUACGCCAACAAAGCCUCAAUUUAA